AUGGAAGCAUAUGACAUAAUUAAGGGACUUCUAUUUUUGCUGGUAGCGAUUAUUGGAAUUCCUGGAAACUUGGCCAUCACUGGAUCACUUUCUUGGAUCACUUGCUCAAUCUUUAAGUUGCUGCCAGUUGAAUUAAUCAUAUGGAAUUUAUCACUUGCGAACACAAUAUUGGUUAUUACCAGGGGUCUCCCAGCAGCAUUGUUUAUGUUGUUUGGAACAAGAGUAAAUAGUGAUGCUGGCUGUAGAAUUAUAAUUUACCUCUCCAGGAUAUCAAGAGGCAUGGCAUUCUGUUUAACUUGUGUUCUCAGCUGUGUUCAGUGUGUAACUCUGAUUCCACCAUCUUCAAAAUGGGCUCAUAUAAAACACAGUGUGCCAAAGUAUACCCUUCCUGUCACCUUUUCUCUGUGGUUACUGUAUAUGAUAAUGGAAAUAGUAGGACUAAUUUUUUCAAGUUCUCAGACAAAUUCCUCCAAUCCAGAGCUGGUAUAUAAUUAUGGCUAUUGUGUUGUCAUUGUUCCCAGUAUUAUUGUAUUUUAUGUUUAUGGCUUUCUUCUUUUUAGUCGUGAUCUUGUGGUGGUAAGUGUUAUGACUUUAGCUAGCUCCUACAUUUUAUUCAUUUUAUUUCGACACAGGAAGCAAGUAAAUGAUAUAAGAAACUCUAACCAGAAUAGUGAUGUGGAGAUUAGAGCAGCUAAGACAGUUGUAUCCUUAGUUACCAUGUAUGUCCUGUUCUUUGGGGUCGAGAACACUAUAUGGCUUUAUCAGAUAGCAGUUUCAAAAAUUAUUCAUCCCAUGAUUUCUGAUGUUCGUCAUUUCUUUUCAAUUUGCUAUACAGUUUUCUUUCCCAUCUCAAUCAUUGUGUCAAAUAAAAAAAUUCAAAAUGUAUUUAAAUGCUUACGGAGAAGGUCUACUCAUAAUGGCACUGUUUCCUCCUUUCCCUGA
Protopterus annectens (West African lungfish) is the source of this 942-nucleotide messenger RNA. RefSeq names its product olfactory receptor class A-like protein 1. Gene Ontology annotation, molecular function: pheromone receptor activity. The transcript has a single exon. Gene Ontology annotation, biological process: G protein-coupled receptor signaling pathway. NCBI's taxonomy places the organism in Eukaryota, Metazoa, Chordata, Ceratodontiformes, Protopteridae. The record is from RefSeq and is a predicted model, not a curated record. Bases 1 to 942 code for a protein of 313 amino acids. Gene Ontology annotation, cellular component: membrane.